Messenger RNA from Saccoglossus kowalevskii, 779 nucleotides. RefSeq names its product dual specificity protein phosphatase 22-like. The record is from RefSeq and is a predicted model, not a curated record. Gene Ontology annotation, biological process: signal transduction; protein dephosphorylation. Gene Ontology annotation, molecular function: protein tyrosine phosphatase activity. Gene Ontology annotation, cellular component: cytosol. NCBI's taxonomy places the organism in Eukaryota, Metazoa, Hemichordata, Enteropneusta, Harrimaniidae.
CAACAAGUGGGGGCCUAAGUGAGAAUCACGCUAUUUCAGCGUGUCAGGUCCCGUCUUUUUAUACAAUUUAUUACUAUUUGGUUAAAUCCGUGUUAGUUUUUCGUCAAUUUGUCAAUGUUUUCGAGUCUUGCUUAGUGUGCUUGUUGUCGCCAAACUAGUAACUAGUAAAUAUGGGACAAGGAAUGAACAAGAUUUUGCCUGGCCUCUACGUUGGAAAUUUCCGAGACUGUAAGGACAAAGAACAACUAGAGGCCAAUAAAAUAACACAUAUCGUCUCAAUUCAUGACAAUGCAAAGCCUUUAAUUGAUCAUAUCAAGUACCUAUGUGUGCCUGCCGCGGAUUCACCGCAUCAGAACUUAUCACAAUAUUUCCGCCAGUGCAUUGAAUUCAUUCAUGAAGCUAGAUUGGGUGGAGGAGCAGUUUUAGUUCAUUGCUUAGCUGGAAUGUCACGAAGUGUGACUGUAACAGUUGCUUAUAUCAUGACUGUAACUGAAUUUGGAUGGCAAGAUACGCUGAGAGCCGUAAAGUGUGCCAGAACGGUAGCCUUACCAAACUUUGGAUUUCAGAGACAGUUGCAGAACUAUGAACAUACCAGCCUGCCAAAUGACAGGAAAAAACUGAAGAUAAAGUACCCAGACGCAGCCUUUGAUGACAACCAAUCAGUGAAAGAGCUUCUGGAAAUCUACCAUACAAAGAACAGCAUUGAGAAAGACCUGUAUCCAUUGCCACACAAUGCAUACUGUCGUAGAGAUGCCCAAAGUAAUGAACACAAGCCUUGA